Molecule: messenger RNA, 4902 nt
Organism: Exophiala xenobiotica
Lineage: Eukaryota; Fungi; Ascomycota; Eurotiomycetes; Chaetothyriales; Herpotrichiellaceae
Exons: 2
Coding region: 359-1495 (378 amino acids)
Source: RefSeq, a predicted model, not a curated record
CUUCUCAGCCUGAAAUUUCAGUCAUUCUUUGAGAUUCCGUCGCACCGAGAAUCCACGGACAGGAGCAAAAUCUCUCCAAAGGUUCCUCAGAUUCCUCUCAUAGCUGUGCUGGACAGGGAUGUCAGAGGUGCUCUUUAUUUGAUCGCGCCGAAGGGACAGCAAGCGGUCAGUCCACUUUUGAUGAUAUCAGCAAGCAGUCAAUCCAGAAAGCAGCUCGUGCACUCCAAAGCUGGGCACAGAGUCAACACCAGCAGUUACUACUUCUUUCAACCUCGUACUUAGAAAAUCCUCGCACUAGAGGAGAGCACGAGGGCUUAUGUUGAGAUCCGGCUAGAUAAAUCGUUCGCGCCGAGGCAGUAUGUCCUCCCGCGGAGAUGAUCGUGGAUACAAGGUGGUCUACAAAAGCAGGGUGAAAGACUCCGAUCGCGUAGUCGACAAUCGCAGGCCGACGCGCGAUUAUGACGAGCCCGACUACCAUUUCGACGAGCGGCCCGUGCGUCGCGAGCACCGAGACGAACGGCUAGACAUCGAAAGGGACAACAACAACCGUGGUGACCUCGAAGCUGGCAGGACCAGGACUACCUACAAGGUUGGUCGGGACAAGAAGAAGUCCGAAGCGUACCUCAAACGUGGCGACGCUGUGGUCGUCGAACGCCCCAGGGACUAUGGACGCGCAGAGUACGAAGUCAUUCGCCCUGAGAGGAAUGCUGAUGGCGCAUAUGUGGUGGACCUCGGUGGUGGUGGUGGCCGGCUCCCUCCUCGAGACUACGACGCCCGCAGUGGUGCCAAGUUCUACGAUAUCGACUAUCGCUCACGACGGGACGAAGAUGUUGUUGCCAUGUACGACUCUUCUCGCGGUCACGGUCGAGACCGAGCCGUUAGCAAUGCGAAUGCAACCUACAAAGAUGUCCAAGUCAUCGAAGACUAUGAUGACGACGACCCUCGCUACCGACGUGGGCGGCCACCAGAAGCCUACGAUGAUACUACUACUGCCUCUUCCAAACGCCUCCGGAGCGCCAUGAGAGGCCGCAACGAUUCCCCUCCUGAAUAUUGGGAACGCAAGCGGUCACGAAGUCGAGUCGGGUUCUACCGAGACCAGGUCAGCCACCAUGACGCCAGCGAGAGUCGACAUGAGAGACCCGGCGCCGAAGCACAUAUCGCUGGCAAGUACCUCGUUGGUCACGGGGCCCAGUCUGCGCAAGGUUACGAUGACGAUGAUGAUGACUACUACUACAAAAGUCGUCACGGGAGAAGAUAUGCCCCUCAGCGUAUGAGUGAUCCACGCAUCACUGGCCACGAAGAAUAUGAUGAUGAGAAACGCACUUUUACAGAGGAUGUCAUGAGGUCUUAUGAACGCGAAGAUGACAUGCCACCGAAACCAGCAUAUCCGCCGCAAAGAGGUCAAUCUAGCAGGCGAAAUCACCGGCAUUACGAUGAUGAUCGGUCGAGUUACUCGGAAUACGAAGUGAGGAAACGUACCGAUGAAUAUUAUUGAUGUUUUAACGACGUCACGAAUUUAUGAUCAAGAAUCUGAGGGGUCAAUCAUAAAAGGAACACGGCAAUAUCCAUCUAUCUGCCUGAGCAACAAUUUCUCCUCGUUUCCAAUACAUGCCUGCUUUCCAAUCCCGCAAAGGCCGUCCAUUCGUGUCUGCCACUUAUGACGUGUUGUCAACGUCCAUGUGAGAUCUCCCGACUCUCUGUACUCCCAGACUUAACGCGUCUAGUCUCAUUGUACCCGCAAAUGUCAUUCGUGUUCAAACUUUCAACUCCUUGGCCCCGACGGCAACUUCAACCACGCCAUUCUUCUCCUCAUAUGAGUCCUGCUCGGAAUCUGCACUGACAAUUUCGAUGUCGCCUGUCUGCGGCUUGGAUGGUGGAUAUACCGCCUCAUCCUAUAAACAAAAGUCAGUGUGUUUCCCGACGAGGAAGAUGUGAACCUGAAGAUCGUGCGCGAUGGCACGGUUUUGGGAAGAGAACAACUUACGAUCUUUGCAGCUCCUACAUCCGACACGUAUCGACAGAUGAGAUAGUACGUCAAGCCAGAGACGACAAAGCCGUAUAGGCAUGAAAAUGUAUAAAUCUUCCAGAUUCCUCCGACGUCGAGGCUGUUGUUGAUACUUUUGCUGAACCCGGGCAGCAACGGACCGACCGCGAUGAAGAAUGAGGCAUAGGCUCUCCAAUUGACACCAAUCUUCGAGUAUCGGUAGAUGCCAUGGCCGUGAUAAAGCUCGUGGAUGUUGAGCUUCUUGUUCAGGAUCAGGUAGUAUUGUGAGCACAUGGUUCUGAGAUCAAACGGUCAGUAUGUGAUUUGAAAUGUUGCUGAGAAGGUACAUAGGUGCACACUUACCCGCAGAUAGCGCCCAUGAACAUCGAAUAUCCUGAGAGGAAUGCUAGAAGGCCGCUUGCAUUCUUGAUGAUCUGCCAUGGAUUUGAGACGACGCAGAACACGGAAAUCAUCAAGGUCGCGCGGAAGAUGUUGAUAUACUUCGGACAGAGGCCACUUAUAUCGUUGGAGAAUGGAUAUGAACCUAUUAAGCGGUCAGUAUGUGGGUUCAACUGUCGCCAAGGUAUAUCGAAUGUACACUUACCCGCAGCUAUUUGAUUGCCAAUCGUUGCAAGGAUGAAGCUGAAUGCCGUGAAGAAUUUGGCGGCACGGGAAUCGAACUUGGCGAUGACGGCGGGCAUAUACCACUCGAAAGAGCCCCAGAGGUAGCUGUGCGCUGAAGUCACGAAGAUCGGGCAAAGAGCGCCCAGACUGGAAGACCGCCGUCAGUCACGAUGUUGUGGAAAGACUCAUGCCUCAAGCAUGGUACCUCGAGGUUGCGGGAGAGACCACUUACGUUCCAAUGAUUGGCAAAGCCAGAACCUGAUUGUACCCGGCCAGAUUGUUCUUCGAGAAGCGUGCGAAAUCGGGAAAGUUCACAGCCAUGGAGCUGAAAAGGCCAAUGAUACUGUUCAAGGCCGUCAAUGCUGCAGCAUGUCAGCUGACCGAGUCAGAAGCGGAAUGACAAUUUGGAGGAAGUACCGCUGUACGCCGUGUUCAUGUACGAGCUGGUCAUCUUCGCAUGUCCUGUAACGCUGUUCUGCGUCAGUAUCGAAGGAUGGCCAAUGAAACAGCAACUAGGAGAGAUGCUUCCGGGAGACUUACAGUGGGCCACCACCAUGCGUGACAAUGGCUCCCCAAAGAAAGAGUGCAAGGAAUGCUGCAGACUGUCAGAAAGCUGUACCCAUGCAGACAGGAACAAAGCAUGAGGCGCGUGCUUCAGAUGGCACAGGGAUAAGGCUCACUUGGGGGAACGAUUAUUCCCUUGAUGAGGAAGAGGAUCCGAAGCUUCUUGAUCGGCAUACAGCUAUCGUGUCGUCAGCUCUGGAAAGCGAGAUUGGGAAGCACGGGGACGCCAGAAGCAAGACUUUGGAAAGGUUUCUGGAAGACUUACUCAGCAUCUCGAAGACAUCGAGUGUGAAGUCAGGGGUACUCACGAAGCAAAGGAGCCCGGCUGACGUGAUUCCAGCACUCUCCGGAAGAUGGUUAGGGAAAUUCGCAAAGCUAGGCCAGAUUGCAGUGAUGCAGUUGUUCAGGAAAUCGCCAGCUUGGACCUGCGCACGCGAGAUGUUAAGAUCAUUACCUUCGGUGUGUUGAAGGAUCACCUACGCAGAGAAUAGCUGUCCACAUUGCUGCCACGAACGAUCGAAGAACAAUGACAGGAUAACUCCCGUACAUGCCGAACAUCGAGCGGACCAGCACUGGAAAUGCGAUGUUGUACCGCGCCCCCAUCUUGCCGGUAAGUGUAAGUGCGCCUGAGCAAAGCAGAAAGCCACAAAAGACAAUCGGAAUCGUCUCUCGAGCAGUGAAUCCCAAGGACAUAACCGCGCUGACCGUGGACGAGAGUGGCUUUUUGUGUGGUCAGCAUCGAGCAGAGAUGUUGGGGAUUAACAGGACCUUCAAGAGAUCGAGCGACACUCUUAGCAGCGUCAGAAGAACUUACAGGAGCCAGCUGCAUUCAUGCCAGAGUUGAUAUCAGCACAGGGUUUUCUAGAAGAAGGUCCAAGACAAUUGGUCGAGCGUACCAUGUCCGAUGUCCUGCAGAGUGUCAGCAAGCUGCAUCAAGGGAGACAGGAACCAAGCACGCUGUUCCAAAGCAGGAUACACUCACCAAUAUGCCCAAUAAUCCUACCAAACCCAGGGUCAGUCAUUCUGCAAUGCAGCAGGUGGACUUUUGGGUGUCAAACUUACCACUGCGCCCCAAGUUCUAUCUUCAGGCUUCACUGGAUCAAGGUCGGGAUUGCUCCAGCGAGGAUCCUUCGAUACUUGUCAGUGACUUAGAAACCUAGGAGGACAUGGACCGAGUGAACGUCAAACAGACGUCGAAGCUAACCUUGUACACACCCUUCUCCAUUGGAACUUUCCAGUGGAGUUGAGGUUCGAUCUUGGCCUUGAUAUGCCUGGGAGAAAGGCGCUUCGGGGAGAAGCGCUCGGCUGUGAAGGUCACCAUUCUGGGCUUGAUAUCGAUAAUGUGAAGACUAGAGAGUCGAAGAAGGAGGAAGUCGAACAGUUUGGACCCGAACGAAAUAUGAGGGUAGAUUGAGCUCUAUAUAGACAAGAUUUUCAGCUCAUGAUCGAGCACUCCGCAUCUUUCAAGGCUGAUAUCUCGCUUGAUAAAAGAUGACAUGCAGAGAUAUUUCAGAUAGACAAGGGUGCCACGAGGAGGCAUGCAGAUAGGCACGCCGGCGAGAUGGUCGAUGGCCGUCGAUUGCUUUCAAAGUCAAAAGUCCAGACCAAGAGGAUCAGCAUCUGGGGUUAUUGCAGGGAUCAUGGAGCGCAAGAAGGCGUGGAUAUCUCGAGAUAUACUUGCAGAUCUGGAGAUAGUGCCGAAGGCAACGCAGCCCGCCGACGGCGACGCC